This is a messenger RNA of Aegilops tauschii subsp. strangulata, 1119 nucleotides long. Its product is annotated as nudix hydrolase 14, chloroplastic. The record is from RefSeq and is a predicted model, not a curated record. NCBI's taxonomy places the organism in Eukaryota, Viridiplantae, Streptophyta, Magnoliopsida, Poales, Poaceae.
UCUGUUCCCCAUUUGAUCCCCAAAUCGAGAGAAGAAACCCUAGCGGCGCAGCAGUGUUUCCUUUAGCUUGUCACAAAAUCGGAGCAGAGAGAUCAGUUAGGUCGAAGAGAUGGCAGAUCCAGGAGCAGGUGGGAGGAGAAGGUGCAGGUGCUGGUUUCGAUCCAUGGUCCGCCUUGCAGGAGGCGGCGGCGUGAUCCGGUGGAGCCCCAACUCUGGUGCGCGACGCCCAAACCCUAGCGCCGGCGCCUCCACCUCUCUCCUCCUCCUCAUCUCCUUGCGCGCAGAAGGGUGGUUGGGGUUUCUGUAGGGGCAAGGAGAGAUCUGCGAUGCGCGCAUCGCCGGCCAGCGAUGGCUUCGUGGACUGGCUGCUGGAGAUUGCCGAGGCCACCUGUGGGAAGGAAAGCCUCAUCUUCCAGUACAACCUCAGCCAGGUCGAAGAAGAAACUGGUAUAAAGUUAAAUCUAGAGGGCAUGGUUGAUCUUACUGCUUCGCCGGACCCUGCUACUGGGUGCAGAAUGCUACCAUCACCGGGUGGCUGUGACGAAGAGAUUGGCAUGUUCCUUUAUAGGGGGCACGUGGACGAGGAGACUAUUAGGCUCUCCAAGGGAAGGAAACGGGCCUGCGACCAUGGCGAGCUGAUCAAGCUGCGUGUGGUCCCCUAUGACCAGCUCUGGCGCACGACGUCAGAUGCAAAGGCGCUCUCGGCAAUAGCUCUGUACGAGAUGGGCGCCAAUAGACUGCAUAAAGCUUCAUCAGUUAUACUCAUCCUUCGUCUAGGGAACUUGCAUGUUCAGCAAGCAUGUCCUAAAGACAAAGGAUAUUCUCCUCUCACUUGGAUGACACAGAUGCUCUAGAACACCCCAAGUGCCAGAUUUCCAGCUCUAUAUCCCAAGGAGAUUUUCUGCAUCCAUGCACAUCCAGGGACAUGUUCUGGCAGGCUUCUCCAAGAGAAUCAAAUUUUGUUCCCAUAGUAGGAACUACGACAGUGUCAGUUUUUUUUCUCUGCAUAGCUUCUUAGUGUUGCUUCCAAAGCAGUCAUCCUGUCAGCGCAUGGGUGGCGCUCGCUAGAUGAACUUCCGACUCGCAUUCUGCAUCAAUUGGAUUGAAUUUCUUAGGCCU